UGCGCAUCGCGGCUGUGGAUGUGCUCUUCGCAAUGCUGGGCCCGCCUGUGCAAUGAAUGCAUAGGGCCGCGUCAUGGUUGACGAUGGUAGGACUAGAGGUUGCACUCUUUGAGAAGAGAGUAGGAGUAUAAAGGUGGAAUCGAAGGUACUGUUUAGAGACCACCACUCACUCACUGAUCUCCCUUCUUCUUCGCUUCAACAACACCUCCCGCGCAUUUUCAGUACAGCUUUCUUUCGCUUCUCAUCUUCUCUGAAGCUUCGAUUCGCAUCCUUCCUUCAAAAUGGUCAACUUCAACCGCAUCGCUUGCGCAUUCGCCAUUGCCGGCUUGGCCUCGGCCCAAAGCUUCACUCCCUCUGGCUCUCUACCCCCGCCUCCUCCUACUGGCGUGGCGAAAGGAUCCGGUCGUCCUUUCCCGAGCGGUGCUAAACCAUCUGGUCCACCACCAUCUGGCACACCUCAACAGCGCCCAAGCGGCUCACCUGGCGCGCAGGUUGCUGCUCAGAGCGACGAAGCUCCUCCUCCAUUGCCGAGCGGCGCAGUGCCAACGGGUCUUCCGUCUGGCUCACCACCCCCGUUGCCUAGCGGCGCCAGCCUGAGUGGCGCCCCGCGUCCUCCGCCCUCUGGCACUCCACCUUCUGGCACUCCGCCAGCUGGCGCUCCAAGCGGUAUCGGACGACGACAACAAAGCGAUGCUCCCGCGCUGAGCGGACCCGCGCCGAGCGGACCCAUGCCGAGCGGACCUCUACCGAGCGGAAGCCCGCCCCCAAUGCCUUCCGGCUCACCACCUUCAAUGCCCAGCGGAUUGGCUAAAGGAUCUGGACCCGUACCGAGCGGUCAGCGCCCAACCGGCGCUCCGCCGUCCGAUGCUCCCCAGCCGACGGGGCCUCCACCUUCAGGCGCUCCUCUCCCCACAGACGCGCCCGCACCUAGCGGGUUUAUCACCAAGCGACGCACCUAGGGGAACACUUUUAUGAGGCGUCCGACAAUCGUUCUGAUCAUGGCACAUAUUGUGAUUGGUCCUCCCUCAGCAGACAUGUAUAUAGGAAGAAAAAGUUCGCAGUUUCAGCAUCGUUCGUUUGUCUUGUAUCGUUUUGGCAUAGCAUCGUUGAGUACGCACAGUUACACUCGUUUAUAGUUUAGGCGUUUAUCUGUUCUUGGUGUAUUGUAUAUACUGAAACCCUACCUAGGGGUGAUCGGCUCGAAUAUGGGAAGGUCUGAGAAAUCCCUAUAGAACAUGAAUGGACUCUUUCAUCUGA
Molecule: messenger RNA, 1257 nt
Organism: Trematosphaeria pertusa
Lineage: Eukaryota; Fungi; Ascomycota; Dothideomycetes; Pleosporales; Trematosphaeriaceae
Exons: 1
Coding region: 282-959 (225 amino acids)
Source: RefSeq, a predicted model, not a curated record